AUGCACCAGAUACAUCCAUUAAAGGGCAAUAUGGGCAUUGGAUCUGUCUACAUUAUUGUUCGGCUGCCACAAGUCUUGAUGGAAAACUGCUGUGGUAGAGCCCACUGUAUAAGCCUUGGGCGGAUUUCAUGGGACAUGGAGCUUCCUCUCUGCCUCAUCCCUCCAGAUUUAAUGGUCUAUAACCCUUCCAGUGACCGCGCAUAUAUCCCUUUUUGCGUUGGAAUAUUUCUCGAAAGUGCUUCCAUGUCUCUUUUUCGGCCCUCAAUAAAUGCACCGGAAAAUUUUUCCAUGAAGGCCCAGGCAAUUAUCAAGAUGCAUGAUGGGGGCGUCUUUCCAAACGGGUAUCUUCUGUGGUAUUUCCGAAGUGUGCAGGGGAAAAAGAUGCUGCUACAGCGUGUGGACAGACAGAUGCUUCGUUCCGGGCACCAAUCAUUGCGUUCGAGGGACAUGGCUACUGGGUUAUUCUUCGACUUCUUUUUUCGGGAGAAAGCCGCGAUAAGUGCCCAUAAGUGGCGGCGCCGGACGAACCGAGGCACAAAGUCCUAUGAAGGUCACUGGCAUCACAUGCCAGGCAGCCAGCAACACCCAGUACCAGAAGGUAUCUUUUCACAGAAGCUCGCGGAAAAGGUACAAAAAUGGCGCCUAUCGACAGGCGUCGCUGUUUGCUCGGGUGGCUUUGUCGCCCUGGCGCUAAACCCUAUCCAACCGGCACCGACCAGUUGCGAUGAAAGCUGA
Messenger RNA from Coccidioides immitis RS, 735 nucleotides. RefSeq lists its product as uncharacterized. The record is from RefSeq and is a predicted model, not a curated record. Bases 1 to 735 code for a protein of 244 amino acids. The transcript is spliced from 5 exons. NCBI's taxonomy places the organism in Eukaryota, Fungi, Ascomycota, Eurotiomycetes, Onygenales, Onygenaceae.